Molecule: messenger RNA, 192 nt
Organism: Acanthoscelides obtectus
Lineage: Eukaryota; Metazoa; Arthropoda; Insecta; Coleoptera; Chrysomelidae
Source: the annotation of a GenBank genome assembly
AUGGGUGUGGAUGUCCCUGUUUUAGAUUGGAAGAAGGAAUCCCAAAAUGUGUUAAAGCCACCUGGAGCCUGGCACUUUAAAUUUAAUCCUUCCAAAAGGUUUAAAAUAAUUCUUGACGAAAACAGAAUUACCACAGUUCAGGGAGAACUACACUACAGAUCCGAAUUAGGCAAGUGUUACGAAGAAAAAUAA